Punica granatum (pomegranate) is the source of this 17650-nucleotide messenger RNA. Lineage: Eukaryota; Viridiplantae; Streptophyta; Magnoliopsida; Myrtales; Lythraceae. The record is from RefSeq and is a predicted model, not a curated record.
UAAACAGUUCGAUCAACUCGGGCCGUAGAGGUUCCAUAUAAAGAGGAUGAAGGCCCUUAGUUGCGGCUUAAUUGCUUUUAGAGUUGCAGAAAGUUCUUCAUGAUAUUCCAUAACCUCUGAGCAUCAGCACACUGUAGACAAUGGCGACGGAAGCUGAGUUCGUAGAACCAGUGUCAACGAUGGAAUAUUCGAGUGGAAAGGUGGAGCAAAUCAUGAACGAGUUUUCCCUGGAAGAACUGAAGAAGUCUCGUGCCGUGCCGCACCAGCCACCUGAGGCAACAGAAAUCGCAGUGAAACUUGGAAGUGAGGAUAUCGGCUGUAAGACUGAGGAUACUGUGCGGCAUGCCUGUGAAGGCCAUGGCAGAACCUUGGAAGGUGAGAGUUUUUCAGAAUCACAUCCAUCUGCCAAAGUCAAUGUCGAAGGAAAUGAAGCCGAGAAUAAAAUGUUAACGCCGGAGAAACAGCUAGAGAAUGAUGGACCGGAUGAAGCCAUUCAAAAAGCUGGAGGAGAAGAAGAGAAGUUUGAAGAAGAGGUGAGCAGAAAAAGUUGCAUCAAAGAUACGACAGAAACCAUACUCCUAGCAAAGAUCGACGAGGCAAAAGUUAAAGUGAUUGAAGGGGACAACGCAUAUCAGGAGACUUCAACGGAAGAAUUCGCUAUGGUUAUUGGGAAAGAAGUAAGUGCCUUGGAGAUGAGUGCGGAAGAUAUCGAACCAGAAAGGCCUGAUCAGGAAUAUGGCGAGAGGAAUCCUGGAGAGUCUGAAGGUGCAAACACUGGAGCAUCUUUAGUUCACAGUCCUAAUGAGACCAAAAGUUUAUCUGAGUCGAACGAGAUGAAAGAUGCGAAACCAGUCGAAGAUGAGAUAGACUGUAAGAGCGAGCCAGCAGGUUUGAUUGAACCAGAAGUUCAGACCCCACUGGAGCUGCAGAAUUCCGAUACCAUUGCCACGGGAUUCAGUCCAGUUGAUGAAAGCAAUGUUGAUUACCAUCAAGAAGAAGCAAAUGACUCCAAUUCCAACAGGAGUGUCGUGCUUGACUUCCAUGCUGUCGAAAAGCACGAGGAAGGCUUCACAGAACAAAGCAAACUGGACAUCAAGAAGCCUGAGGGUUGCAUUCACUCAGUUACUGAGGAGCUACGUGACGCUGAAGCAACUCUACCGAUUAAAGAGGAGACGCCUACCCUGAGCAAAGUAGAUGUUGCUGAAGAGAUUGAAUCUCCUUUGUCCAUGGAAACAAAGAUCGGCGAUGAAUAUGAAGCAAGCAAAAGCACAGAGAUUGCAGCUGCAGCUCAUCCAUCUGCGGAAAAGGAUCCCCCGGCAGCUGAUGAAGCAGCAGUCGAAAAGCUAGUUGAAGAGAAGGAGGCCACCGUGCAAAAGGAAACACGAGCUGAAAAGGAAUCCAUGUCUGGCGAAGACGUAGACAGUGUCAUUGCAGGGAAACCAUCCGAUGAGAAGAAUCUUCUGCUAAUUGAAGAAGUAGACCAAUUAAACAAUGGACAGAAUGAUACGGAAGCCAAAAGGCUCGAUGAAAUCAUGUGCAUCGAGUCCAAGGAACGAAUCAGUGAAGAGAAUGGAGCUGCGGUAUCUAAGGGAAUACAAAUUGGAGCCGAUGAAAGCGAGGAGGUUCCUGUCCCAGAGAAGGAGUACUUACCAUUGAUUCAAGAAGCAGGCGAACUAAACAGUGGAGUGGAUGGCAUGGAAACUGAUAAGAUGAUUGAUAUCUCGAGCUUCAAGACAGAGGAACUCGUUGAGGAAAAGCGUGAAGUCCAUGAAGCGAAGGAAACACAGGCAGAAGACAAAACUGAUGCAAGCGGAAGCACGGAGAUUGCCUUUGCAGGGCAUUCAUCCACUGAUCAGCAGAAUCUCCUGCAAAGUCAUACUGAAGAAGAGAUUGAAGCCAUCAAUGUGGAAGCUGAAAAGUUAGAUGAAAUCUCAGAUUCUGAACCCAAAGAGCAAGAAAAUGGAUACAGUGAAGCUCCCAAGACACAGAAGAUACAAGCUAAAGAAGAAUUCAAAACACCGAAAGAUUCUGAGGGCAUGAUCUCAGAGCAUUCAUCCACAGAAAAGGAGCAGGAGACGAAUCAAGGAGUUGCCGGAGAUAAAGACACCAAAGAGCCGAUGAUAGAAGAAACAAGUUCGGCUGAGGAACUGGGGGUGCUUCAAAGUGGAACAGACGUGGCAAAUUCUUCGAAAGAAGCUCCCGAGGAACAUACCGGUAUUCAGCAGGCCAAAGAAGACAGUCUGGCAUUGGCAGAACAAUACGAAAUAACUCACUCAGAAGAAGAUGUGCAAGCCGAUGCCUCCAAGGAAACUGCUGCAGAACCUAACCUGCCAUUACCUGUUGAUGUUUCGAGACUAUUGGAUGAGGAAGCAGCACAAGAAGAACCGCUCAGGCGCAAUCCUGCAAACUUUGAGGAAGUUGCUUCACCUAAAGAUGAAGUAGGCACAAUCAAUGAGGUAUCAGAAGCCAAAAGUCAAGAUCGAAGCACUGAUACUCCAAUCGAAGAGAUUGAUGCGAGAAAAGAAGAAACCUCAAAGUCAGACGAGGGUGCCGAGAAUGUGAGUCUGACAAUGGACGAUGUUGUGGAGGAGAAAACAAAGGAAUGUGGGUCAGAUGAACCUCUCACUGCAGCAAGUGACAAGCAUGCAGAGAUGAUCCUUGAAAAGCCAUCAACAGAAGUAUCACAAGAUUCCCUGACAGUGACUCAAGAAAAACCAGUGCUCAUUAACACAGAAUCAGUGGUGGAGGUUCAGGAGGUUCAAGAAGUCGAUAGAAGUGAAAUGACAGAGGAGAUCCCGAUGCAGAUGGAUGAAACACACACAGUUGCUGCCGAAAAUAGUGCCACAGUGAGUGAACAAGCAGAACUCGGUGAAGAUGUAUGCAUAGAAACCCAAAUACAAUCCAAAGAGCACAUACAUAAAGAUGUGGAGACUUGGAUGAAAAAUGAGGCUAUGGAUAUGACUAAUCACUGUAAGACUGAUGCAACCGAACAAUCAGAUGAGAACUCCUCGAACCAAAAAGUUCAAAUGGAUGUAAAUGAAUAUGAUAAAGCCUGCGAGGAGGCCUUGGACAACACCGAAUCACUCCCAACAAGUUUGGAAACUGAGAAGAUAGUCUUAGAAGAAAGCUUGGACUCCAAGAUUCCUGACGGAGAAUCAAGGGAGGAUUACAAGCUGGAAAAUAUAACAAUUGACUUGAAACUAGACGCUGGUGUCGGAGAAGAGGUCAUUGAUCCAGCAGAUGUCGGAAAAGAGAUCAGCUGUGCCGACGAGAGCCGCAUCGCAUAUAAUGCCAAUACAAGUACAGAUCAGGAAUGCAUACCGAGUGAAAUGAGUAGCACAGAAAUAAAAGAGCAAAAGGAGUCCACCUCGGAGAAUGAGCAACAUGAAACUGCCAUCAAAUUAACACAAGAGCGCGAUGACACAGAGGAAGCUGCUGAGGAUGAAAAGGAAAUGAAGUUGCAACGUGAAGAUAACCUGGAGUCAUCUUUAGCUGCAGUGGAAAGAGAGGAGAAAUGCUCGGAAGAGGAAGAUAUGCAAACAAAUGGAGCACCCAAGUCCGAGGUUGAAGCACCUGAAAGUCCAGAGGGAACUACAAAAGUAGAAGAUGAGGCAAAUGUUCAUGGCCAUGAAGGAACAAUGAAACCAGAAAUUCACGAGCAUGACAGCGAAACAUCACAAGAAGCAAUUUCGGAAGCCGAAGCAGGUGAAGUCCCCGCUGAAUUUGGGGACGCCACUAAGCAGGUGACUUCUGAGGAAAUAACUAUAACCUCGGAGCCUAAGAAGCAGUCUGAGAAGACAAACGGAGCAAAUGAUUCGAUAGAUGAGAAAGUUUCAUGUGAAGAGGAUGACAAUGCAGAGAUUCUGAUGAGAAAUGCGACUACACAUAUAAAUGAUCAAGGUAAGAGUGAUGAAACAAAAGUGUCAUAUCAGAAUUCUUUGGACCAAGAUGUUCAAAUGGACAAUAGCGAAUGUGAGAAGGUCCGUGAUGAAGCCUCGGAGAAAUCUGAAUCACUCUUUGUUAGCUCAGAAACCGAUAAGAUAAGCUUGGAAGAAAGCUCGGCCUCCAAGAACCCCAAUGAAGAAUUAGAGGAAGACAACAAGCCUGAAUAUGCACCACUCGACUCAAUAUCAGGUGGAGAUGUCAUAGAAAAGGUAACUGAUCCAGUAGAUGCAGGAGAAAAGAUCAGACGUGCCUCCGGACCAGCACCUGAAGAUCAGAGUUAUGAAGCACUUUCCGGAACUAAAGAGGACAUGUCCCAAAAAUCCGACGAGAGCCGCAUUGCAGAUGAUGCCAAUAAAGUUAUUGAUCUGGAAUGCAUACCCAAUGAUAUGAGUGGCGAAGAGAAAAAAGAGAAAAUGGAGUCCCCAUCGGAGACUGAGCGGUGUGGAAAUAUAGAUGAACCCACGGAGGCCAUUGAAUUGACAAAGGAGUAUGAUGACACUGAGAAUGAGAAAGCUGUUGAAGACGACAAGGAAUUGAAGAUCCAACGUGAUGUUAACUUGGAAUCGUUUUUAGUUGCGGAGGUAAGAGAAGAAAAAUGCCUGGACGAGGAAGCUGCUCAAACAGAUGGAGCACCCAAGUCUGAGAUUCAAGAAAAAGAUAGCGAAACAGUGUCAGCAGUCAUCUCAGAAACUGAAGCUCGUGACCAUUCCACGGUGCUCGAGGGUGCCAAGAACCAGCCAACUUCUGAGGAAUUAGCUAUAAGCUCCGAGCCUGAGAAGCAGUGUGAAAAAACAUCUGAAGUGAAUGAUCCUAUUGUGGAGAAAGUUUUGAGCGAAGAGGUUGAUGAUGGCGAGGAAAAAUCCCAUGGCUGCGAAAGUUCUAAAGAGCAAGUGAUCAAUGAAGUAGCCAACUCCGAGGAUAUCCUUGCACCGUCACCAGUGGAAAGCAUAACCGUUGAGGAGGGAGACUCCGGCCUUGGAUCGGAGUGUACUGAAGUGAAAGUUGAAAAUGUGCAUGCUGAGGAAAUCACAACAGGAAGAAGUGAAUGUGAAUCCACCUCAGAAGAUUUCGAAACAGAAAAAAUUCAGGAACAUGGAAGUUUCUUAAUUCCACAAACUGAGGAUGCGGGAGAAGAGGUCUCAUCUAACUCGAUGUGUCAGCAAUCUGUUCCAGAGCGGGAAAAGCUGGAGAAAGAGGAAGCAGCCGUUGAUGUUUCACAUAUCGAGUAUGGGGAAACUAAAGCGGGUCCUGAAGAAGUCUGUAGCUCCAAACAUCCGGAAACUGAAGCAGUGGACGCAGUCGAGGAAACCAUUGAGGAGGAGAAGUCAAAGACAACUGCAAGUGCCGGAGAAAUCGACGGAACUUCCAGGGAAGUGGAUGUGUCUGAUUCUCAAUUCCCAGAAUCAGUUUCUGGAGAAGAAAUAACUUCUGGUCGAUCAUGCGAGUUGGAGGCUCAAAUUUUGACACCAGGCCCGGUUAUAGUUCCAGAGAACGAAGAGAAUGAAACCGCUGCAGUGGUUGAGGAUACCAAUGAAGAGAAUGAAACCGGUGAGGAGAUGCAACAGCAUACGAGCCCGGAGUUAUCUUCUGCAGCAGAGGUGACAAAAGAAGCAUGGCUCGAAAAGGAAGAGCGAGCCAUUCACGGGGAUACUGAAGCCAAUGAAGGUAGACAACACACUCCAGAUGAAACUGACGGGGAAGGGGUCCCUAAAGGUGAAGAUUCAGGACAGGCUGACAAACUGCAUGAGAACAUCAUUCACGAGAAGCGUCAGGGUGAUGGAGAAGUUGAUGGAGAUGUCGAUGGAAGUGAAAGCACGAAACGGAUGAUCCGGGAAGACAGUAUUUCCGAGAAGAGACACUGCAGCAUGGCGUCAACUGACAUUGACGAAGCAGCAGCUCACGGUGAACAAACAAAAGUAUUGGAGAACAAGGGAGUUUCGACCAGCGUAAGUGAAUUAUCAACAAAAGAAGAGCAGGAUAUUCAAGAAGAGCAUGAUGAACAAAAAGUUGUAUCCGAGGAGCAAGCCGCGGAUAUGGUUGAGGAUAUCAAAGAAAAAGCUGUAACAGAGUCGGUCGUGCAAGAAAAUGAGAGUCUAGAAUUAUCUUCUGCAGUGGAUGUGAAAAAAGAAGGAUGCAUUGUUAAGGACAACCAAAACGCAGAUUCUGCAGCAGCCAAUGAAGCUGCAGAGGACACAACACAUGAAGAAGGUGAGCAUCAGAGUGCUCCAGUUGAAGAUCUAAAGGUGGAGCCUUCAGAAACGGAAAGCAGCACAGAAUAUGCUGAAUCCCCAGCAACAGCUGAGAAAAGUGCAGCAACCAGCAAUACUACAGAUCUCUCUCAACAGAAUGAUAAAAUGACACAAGAAGCAACUUCAGAAAUUCAAAUGGAAGAAAAGUUCCAGGGAUCGGUCGACUCUGGGAGCUGGAGCUUGAACGCUGAGGAAGUGACUAUUGAAGCUGACAAACAGCACGAGAUAAUCAUUGACGAGAAGCAUCGUUUUGAUGAAGAAGUCAAUGUAAGGGAAAGCAUGAAACAGGUGAUCGAGGAAGACAGAUUUCCUGAGAAGAGAUACUGCAGCACGACAUCAACUGAGAAUGAUGAAGCAGCAGCUCACGGUGAACAAGCAAAAGAAGUCUUGGAGAAUAAGGGAAUUCCCACAGAGCAGGAUAUCCCAGAAGAACAUGACGAACAAAAAGUCAUCUCCAAAGAAAAAUAUGCAACAGAGUCAGUCGUGCAAGAAAGUGAAAGUCUAGUAUCAUCUUCUGCAGCGGAUGUGAAAAAAGAAGCUGCAGAGGAUAUCCCACACGAAGAACAUGACGUUCGGAGUGCUCCAGUUGAAGCUCUGAAGGUGGAGCCUUUAGAAACGGAAAGUGGGAAAGAGUAUGCUGAAUCUCCAGCAACGAUUGGAGAAAGCACAGAAACCAGCGGUGCCGCUGAUCUCUCUCCUGAGAGGGCUGAAAUGACACAAGCAGCAACUUCAGAAAUUCAAAUGGAAGAUGAAUUUUCAGGAUCAGUAGACUCUGAGAGCCGGAACUUGAAUGUUGAGCAAGCGACUAUCGAAGCUGACAAACAGCGCGAAAACAUCAUUGAUGAGAAGCAUCAUGGUGAUGGAGAAGUUGAUGGAAGAGAAAGCAUAAAACAUGUGAUCAAGGAAGAUAGUGUUCCUGAGACAAAAGACUGCAGCUCGGUUUCGGCCGAGUAUGAUGAAGCAGCAGUCCACGAUGAACCGACAAAAGAAGAAAUUUUGGAGACUAAAAGAGUUUCAGCAAGCACAAGUGAGUUAUCCAUAAAGGAAGAGCAGGAUAUUUCAAAAGAACAUGACGAAGAAAAAGUUGUCUCCAUGGAGCAAUCUGGAACUACAGUUGAGGUUAUCAAAGAAGAAGAUGUAACAGAUUCGAUUUUGCAAGAGAAUGAGAGUCUAAAAUUAUCUUCUUCAGCAGAGGUGACAAAAGAAGAUUGUAUUGAGAAGGACAAGCAAGUGGAAGACAUAGUCUCAGCAGCCACUGAAGCUACAGAGGACACUCGACAUGAAGAAGAUGAGGAUCGAAGUGCUCCGGUUGAAGCUCAAAAGCUGGAUACUCUAGAAAAGGAAAGCGAGACAGAGAAUGCUGAUUCAACAAUUGAGAAAAGCUUGGAGUUAAUUGUUGAAACUGAGACGAUUUCCGACUUAAUGUCCCAGAGGAGUGAAGUAACAGAAAAUGUCGAGGCAGAAAACCAAACUGAAGAAAACACUUUAGGACCAAAGGAUUCUGAAAUUAGGAGUUCGAUCUCCGAGGAAGAGACUGUUGAGGUUGGCAAACAGGAUGAGAAUGCCAUUGAAGCAGAUGGUGUCAUCCAAGAUAAAAUCUCUGACGAAAAGGAUGACGGCAAGCACGGAAAAAGUCACGACAGUGAAGGCGAAGAGGAUACAAAGGCGACUCGUGAAAUUUCACGAGGAAACUUAAAGACCAGUGAGGAGGGAGACUUUGGCAUAGUUCCAGCACAAAACUACUCGGUGACUGAAUCUUUUCCUAUAUUAGCAGAAAAAAAUAUAGAUGAAGAACGCAACAUUGCGUCUGAUGUGCUAGCUAAUGUUGCUGAAGAGUGUGUGGAACAGGUGGUCCCUGAGAAAAUCGAGACAUCGUACGAUGAAAGCAAUGCUGCAAAUAUGGCUAUGGAAGCAACGGACGUCAACUCAGGGGAAGCUGAGCAUGAUCAGACUGAAAAGGAAUCCGCACACGAGAUUCUAGCAGUAGCACAGGAUAUUGAAGUAAAGAGUAUGAUUUCAGAUGUAGCAAGAAGUGAUGCUGACCGUAACAACCACUCUGACAAUGCAUUGGAAGCGGAAAGUGAUAACAUUCUUUAUGAAGAGGAAAAUGGUGCAUUCAGGAGAGCUGAUGAAAGCGCAAGUAUCAAAGAAGAGGUGAUGGAAAAAGGCCGCACAAUGGAGGAAAGUAAUGCAGCAUGCAAGGAGAGAGACUCUAGCUCAGUACCAGCUGAGGAUAUUGCAGCAGAAGACCUCCCUGAACAGACACAAGAUGGAAAUCUCGAAACUGAUGCAAAUCCAGAAAGCAAAAGCGAAUCAUCCGUUAAAGAGGCAGUCGAGAGUGGUAAGAAUCGAGAAGACACAAAGGUACCGGAGGAUGUCAAGAAGGAAAUCCUGGAAGAAGCAGAUUCUCGUUGGGAGAAGAUUGAUUCAGCAGCACCAGAGAUCAGCCCGCUUGAAGCUCAAGAAGAUGAGAAGCCCGAGAAAGGAUCCAAUAUUGACCUCGAGCAGGGGUCCCAAGAAACAGAAAGCAGCACAGAAUAUACUGAAUCUCCAGCAACAGCUGAGAAAGUUGCAGAAACCAGCAAUGCUACAGAUCUCUCUCAAGAGAAUGAUAAAAUGACACAAGAAACAACUUCAGAAAUUCAAAUGGAAGACAAGUUCCUGGGAUCGGUCAAUUCUGGGAGCUGGAACUUGAACGUUGAGGAAGUGACUAUUGAAGCUGACAAACAGCACGAGAUCAUCAUUGAUGAGAAGCAUCGUUUUGAUGAAGAAGUCAAUGUAAGGGAAAGCAUCAAACAGGUGAUUGAGGAAGACAACGUUCCUGAGAAGAGACAAUGCAGCACGACGUCAACGGAGAAUGAUGAAGCAGCUGUUCAUGGUGAACAAGCAAAAGAAGUCUUGGAGAAUAAGGGAAUUCCAACAGAGCAGGAUAUCCCAGAAGAACAUGAUGAACAAAGAGUCAUCUCCGAGGAGCAAGCCUGGAAUACAGUUGAGGAUAUCAAAGAAAAAGAUUUAACAGAGUCAGUCGUGCAAGAAAGUGAAAGUCUAGUGUUAUCUUCUGCAGCGGAUGUGAAAAAAGAAGAAUGCAUUGAUAAGGACGACCAAUCCGUAGAUGCUGUGACAGCCAAUGAAGCUGCAGAGGGUACUCGACACGAAGAACGUGACGAUCGGAGUGCUCCAGUUGAAGCUCUGAAGGUGGAGCCUUCAGAAACGAAAAGUGGGAAAGAACAUGCUGAAUCUCCAGCAACAAUCGGGGAAAGUGCAGAAACCAGCGAUGCCACUGAUCUCUCUCCUGAGAGGGCUGAAAUGACACAAGCAGCAACUGCAGAAAUUCAAAUGGAAGAAGAGUUUUUGGGAUCAGUAGACUCUGAGAGCCGGGACUUGAACGUUGAGCAAGUGACUAUUGAAGCUGACAAACAGCACAAAAACAUCAUUGACGAGAAGAGAGCCUGCAGCACGACGUCAACGGAGAAUGAUGAAGCAGCAGUUCACGGUGAACAAGCAAAAGAAGUCUUGGAGAAUAAGGGAAUUCCAACAGAGCAGGAUAUCCCAGAAGAACAUGAUGAACAAAGAGUCAUCUCCGAGGAGCAAGCCUGGAAUAUAGUUGAGGAUAUCAAAGAAAAAGAUUUAACAGAGUCAGUCGUGCAAGAAAGUGAAAGUCUAGUGUUAUCUUCUGCAGCGGAUGUGAAAAAUGAAGAAUGCAUUGAUAAGGAUGACCAAACCGUAGAUGCUGCGACUGCCAAUGAAGCUGCAGAGGAUACUCCACACGAAGAACGUGACAAUCGGAGUGCUCCAGUUGAAGCUCUGAAGGUGGAGCCUUUAGAAACGGAAAGUGAGAAAAAAUAUGCUGAAUCUCCAGCAACAAUUGGAGAAAGCACAGAAACCAGCAGUGCUGCUGAUCUCUCUCCGGAGAGGGCUGAAAUGACACAAGCAGCAACUUCAGAAAUUCAAAUGGAAGAAGAGUUUUCGGGAUCAGUAGACUCUGAGAGCCGGGACUUGAAUGUUGAGCAAGCGACUAUUGAAGCUGACAAACAGCACGAAAACAUCAUUGACGAGAAGCAUCAUGGUGAUGGAGAAAUCGAUGGAAGAGAAAGCAUAAAACAGGUGAUCGAGGAAGAUAGUGUUCCUGAGACAAAAGACUGCAGCUCGGUUUCAGCCGAGUAUGAUGAAGCAGCAGUCCACAAUGAACCGACAAAAGAAGAAAUUUUGGAGAGUAAAGGAGUUUCAGCAAGCACAAGUGAGUUAUCCAUUAAGGAAGAGCAGGAUAUUUCAAAAGAACAUGACGAAGAAAAAGUUGUCUCCGUGGAGCAAUCUGGAACUAUAGUUGAGGAUAUCAAAGAAGAAGAUGUAACAGAUUCGAUCCUGCAAGAGAAUGAGAGUCUACAAUUAUCUUCUUCAACAGAGGUGACAAAAGAAGAUUGCAUUGAGAAGGACAAGCAAGUGGAAGACAUAGUCUCAGCAGCCACUGAAGCUACAGAGGACACUCAACAUGAAGAAGAUGAGGAUCGAAGUGGUCCAGUUGAAGCUCUAAAGCUGGACACUCUAGAAAAGAGAAGUGAAGUGACAGAAAACGUCAAGGCAGAAAAUCAAACUGAAGAAAACACAUUAGGACCAAAGGAUUCUGAAAUUAGGAGUUCGAUCUCCGAGGACGAGACUGUUGAGGUUGGAAAACAGGAUGAGAAUGCCAUUGAAGCAGAUGGUGUCAUCCAAGAUAAAAUCUCUGACGAAAAGGAUGACGGUGAGCACGGAAAAAAUCAUGACAGUGAAGGCGGGGAGGAUACAAAGGCAACUCGUGAAAUUUCUUCAGGAAACUUAAAGACCAGCGAGGAGGGAGACUUUGGCAUAGUUCCAGCACAAGAUUACUCGGUGACUGAGGAUACGGGAGAAGUGUGUCAGCUAUCUGUUCCAGAGCAGGAAAAGCUGGAGAAAGAGGAAGCAGCCACUGAUGUUUCAAAUAAUGAGUAUGAGGAAGCUAAAGCGGGUCCUGAAGAAGUCUGUAGCUCCAAACAUCUGGAAACUGAAGCAGUGGACGCAGUCGAGGAAACCAUUGAGGAGGAGAAGUCAAAGACAACUGCAAGUACCGGAGAAAUCGAAGGAACUUCCUGGGAAAUGGAUGUGUCUGAUUCUCAAUUCCCAGAAUCAGUUUCUGGAGAAGAAACAACUUCUGGUCGAUCACGCGAGUUGGAGGCUCAAAUUUUGACACCAGGCCCGAUUAUAGUUCCAGAGAUUGAAACUGCUGCAGUGGUUGAGGAUACCAAUGAAGAGAAUGAAACAGGUGAGGAGAUGCAACAGAAUACGAGCCUGGAGUUAUCUUCUGCAGCAGAGGUGACAAAAGAAGCAUGGCUCGAAAAGGAAGAGCGAGCCAUUCACGGGGAUACUGAAGCCAAUGAAGGUAGACAACACACUCCAGAUGAAACUGACGGGGAAGGGGUCCCUAAAGGUGAAGAUUCAGGACAGGCCGACAAACUGCAUGAGAACAUCAUCCACGAGAAGCGUCUGGGUGAUGGAGAAGUUGAUGGAGAUGUCGAUGUAAGUGAAAGCACGAAACAGAUGAUCCAGGAAGACAGUAUUUCCGAGAAGAGACACUGCAGCACAAUGUCAACUGAGAUUGACGAAGCAACAGCUCAUGGUGAACAAACAGAAGUAUUGGAGAAUAAGGGAUUUUCGACAAGCACGGGUGAAUUAUCCACAAAAGAAGAGCAGGAUAUUCAAGAAGAGCAUGAUGACCAAAAAGUUGUAUCCGAGGAGCAAGCCGCAGAUAUAGUUGAGGUCAAAGAAAAAGCUGUAACAGAGUUGGUCGUGCAAGAAAAUAAGAGUCUAGAAUUAUCUUCUGCAGUGGAUUUGAAAAAAGAAGAAUGCAUUGUUAAGGACAACCAAAACGCAGAUUCUGCAGCAGCCAGAGAAGCUCCAGAGGACACACCACACGAAGAAGGUGAGGAUUGGAGUGCUCCAGUUGAGGAUCUAAAGGUGGAGCCUUCAGAAACGGAAAGUGGCACAGGAUAUGCUGAAUCUCCAGCAACAACUGAGAAAAGUGCAGAAACCAGCAAUGCUACAGAUCUCUCUGAAGAGAAUGAUAAAAUGACACAAGAAGCAACUUCAGAAAUUCAAAUGGAAGAAAAGUUCCCGGGAUCAGUCGACUCUGAGAGCCGGAACUUGAACAUUGAGGAAGUGACUAUUGAAGCUGACAAACAGCACGAGAUCAUCAUUGAAAAGAAGCAUCGUUUUGAUGAAGAAGUCAGUGUAAGUGAAAGCAUGAAGCAGGUGAUUGAGGAAGACAGCGUUCCUGAGACGGAUGUGAAAAAUGAAGAAUGCAUUGACAAGGACGACCAAACCGUAGAUGCUGCAACAGCCAAUGAAGCUGCAGAGGAUACUCCACACGAAGAACGUGACAAUCGGAGUGCUCCAGUUGAAGCUCUGAAGGUGGAGCCUUUAGAAACCGAAAGUGGGAAAAAAUAUGCUGAAUCUCCAGCAACAAUUGGAGAAAGCACAGAAACCAGCGGUGCUGCUGAUCUCUCUCCGGAGAGGGCUGAAAUGACACAAGCAGCAACUUCAGAAAUUCAAAUGGAAGAAGAGUUUUCAGGAUCAGUAGACUCUGAGAGCCGGAACUUGAAUGUUGAGCAAGCGACUAUUGAAGCUGACAAACAGCACGAAAACAUCAUUGACAAGAAGCAUCAUGGUGAUGGAGAAGUCGAUGGAAGAGAAAGCAUAAAACAGGUGAUCGAGGAAGAUAGUGUUCUUGAGACAAAAGACUGCAGCUCGGUUUCGGCCGAGUAUGAUGAAGCAGCAGUCCACGAUGAACCGACAAAAGAAGAAAUUUUGGAGAAUAAAGGAGUUUCAGAAAGCACUAGUGAGUUAUCCAUAAAGGAAGAGCGGGAUAUUUCAAAAGAACACGGCGAAGAAAAAGUUGUCUCCAUGGAGCAAUCUGGAACUACAGCUGAGGAUAUCGAAGAAGAAGAUGUAACAGAUUCGAUCCUGCAAGAGAAUGAGAGUCUACAAUUAUCUUCUUCAGCAGAGGUGACAAAAGAAGAUUGCAUUGAGAAGGACAAGCAAGUGGAAGACAUAGUCUCAGCAGCCACUGAAGCUACAGAGGACCCUCGACAUGAAGAAGAUGAGGAUCGAAGUGCUUCGGUUGAAGCUCUAAAGCUGGAUACUAUAGAAAAGGAAAGCGAGACAGAGAAUGCUGAUUCCACAAUUGAGAAAAGAUUGGAGUUAAUUGUUGAAACUGAGACGACUUCCGAUUUAAUCUCCCAGAGAAGUGAAGUGACAGAAAAUGUCGAGGCAGAAAACCAAACUGAAGAAAACACUUUAGGACCAAAGGAUUCUGAAAUUAGGAGUUCGAUCUCCGAGGAAGAGACUGUUGAGGUUGGCAAACAGGAUGAGAAUGCCAUUGAAGCAGAGGGUGUCAUCCAAGAUAAAAUCUCUGACGAAAAGGAUGACGGCGAUCACGGAAGAAAUCACGACAGUGAAGGCGGAGAGGAUACAAAGGCGACUAAUGAAAUUUCACGAGGAAAAUUAAAUACCAGCGAGGAGGGAGACUUUGGCAUAGUUCCAGCACAAAACUACUCAGUGACUGAAUCUUCUCCAAUAUUAGCAGAAAAAAAAAUAGAUGACGAAAACAACAUUGCGUCUGAUGUUCUAGCUAACGAUGCUGAAGAGUGUGUGGAAGAGGUGGUCCCUGAAAAAAUCGAGACAUCGUACGAUGACAGCAAUGCUGCAAAUAUGGCUAUGGAAGCAACGGACGUCAACUCAGGGGAAGCUGAGCAUGAUCAGACUGUAAAGGAAUCCGCACACGAGAUUCUAGCAGUAGCACAAGAUAUUGAAGUAAAGAGUAUGAUUUCAGAUGCAGCAAGAAGUGAUGCUGACCCUAACAACCACUCCGACAAUGCAUUGGAAUCUAAAAGGGAUAACAUUCUUUAUGAAGAGGAGAAUGGUGCAUUCAGGAGAGCUGACGAAAGUGCAAGCAUCAAAGAAGAGGUGAUGGAAAAGGGUUGCACAAUGGAGGAAAGUAAUGCAGCACGCAAGGAGAGAGACUCUAGCUCAGUACCAGCUGAGGAUAUUGCAGCAGAAGACCUCCCUGAACAGACAGAAGAUGGAAAUAUCGAAACUGCGGCAAAUCCAGAAAGCAACAGUGAAUCAUCUGUUAAAGGGGUAGUCGACAGUGAUAAGAAUCGAGAAGACACAAAGGUACCGGAGGAUGUCAAGAAGGAAAUCUUGGAAGAAGCAGAUUCUCGUUGGGAGAAGAUUGAUCCAGCAGCACCAGAGAUCAGCUUGCCUGAAGCUCAAGAAGACGAGAAGCCCGUCGAACAAUCCAAUAUUGACCUCGAGCAGGGGUCCCAAGAAACUGCUAAACCCGAGAUCACACAAUAUCAAAGUGCAGAGGAAAUAGAAGGAACACAAAUGGCCUCCGGGCGAGCCAAAACUUCUAUCAAUCCUGUUGAAGCAACAUAUGUCAUAGAAGAAACAACUGUAGAGGACACAGAUGUGGCUGUAAGUAAAUUCGUAACGGAAGGAAUUCCGGGAGAAGUAAGCCUAUUGGACUCUUCCGACCGCAGAGAAGUUCGUGCUCCUGUCUCAGCAUUGCCAUUGGAAGCAGCGGACAUGGAUACGACAACUAUAACCGAGGAAAUAGAAGAGACCAUGAAAGAAGUGGAGCAAAAACACAACAAGAAUCUUGAAUUAACUUCUGCUGAAUCCGCGUUGGAUGUUAAAAUUCAUGAGGUCUCCGCCAAACCAGAGGAUGCAGAAGUCAAAGAAAGGCAUUUUGAGGUGACAACUGGGAAUUCAGUGGAUGUAGAGGAGAGCAAGAAGAUCAUGAAGGUCGAUGAAAUCUCGCUGGAUAUGGCUUCAACAGAAGAGAAACAAGAACCAGUCGAGCCCUGUCCCGUGGCAGAAGAGAUAACUGAAGAGACCCGUCAAGAGAAUGAACUGAAGGACGAAGAAGUAAAAGAAGAAGAGACAGAGACACUGAAGAGCACAGUCCAUGAACUGCAGAACCAGGAUGUGAAGGACCGUGCGCUUGAUGAAGCCAGAGCACAAAAUGAAGCUGACCGGCUUUUUGUUGAAAUCCAGGAAGUAAAGAAAAGCUUUCCAAAAGAAGAGGAGGGAAAUACUGCUCAUGAAGAAGUAGCUGAACUGAAUACUAAGAACGAGAAGAGCGAGAUAAACUUUGGAAAGUGCUUACCAACAGAAUCCACAUCUUCGAAGGAAGAGGAGCUUGCUGCACAAGGAAAAGCUGAUGAAAACCCGAGCAUUGAAGAAGAGGUGAUUAACAAAAGUGUCAUCGCGGAGGAAAUCCAUGCAUCAUGCCAGGAGAGAGAGACUAGCUCAGUACCAGCUGAGGUUAUUGCAGCAAAAUACCUUAAUGAACAGACAAAAGCAGGAAAUCCAGAAGCUGAGGCCAAUCCAGUGAGCAAAAGUGAAUCCUCCACGACACAAGUAGUCGAGAAUGAUGAGAGCCGAAAAGAACAAAUAAGUAUCCCCAUGGAAGAGACGGAGGAAGUGAAGGAUGUUGAGAAGGAAAUCCCAGAAGAAGCAGAUCCUCAUUGUAAGAACAUUGGUCCUGCAGUACCAGAGAUCGGCUCGCUAGAAGCUCAAUGGGAUGAGAAGCCUGUGGAACAAUCCUAUAAUGAUCUCGAGCAGGAGUCCCAAGAAACUGCUGAAACGAAGGCUAGACUUGGGGAUGAAGAGAUUGAAGAGGCUCUUAGCAAACAAAUUGCCAGUGCAGAGGAAUUCAGAGGGAUUGAAAUGCCUUCUGAAUCGGUCAAUGGAUCCACAGAUUCUGUUGAAGCACCUGUCACCACCAUAAAAGGAACAACUGCAGAGAACAUGAAUGUGGCUGGAAGUAAACUCGAAAGCAGAGGAAUUCCUGAAGAAGUGAGUGUACCAGAGUCUUCCGAUACCAAAAGAGUGGAGCUACGACACAAUGAGAAUCUAGAAUUAACUUCUGUCACCGAGGUCAUGGAAGAAGUCGACUUUCAAAAGGCCGAGGAAGUAAGUGCAAGGGCCACUCAAUCUGUUUCAACUCUUGAAGUUCAUGAGGUCUUCGCUCAACUAGAGGAUACCGCGAUCAAUGAAAAGCAUUUUGAGGUGGAAACCGGGAAUUCAGCUGUCGAAGAGCAAACCGAGAAAGUAAUUAAAGCCAAUGACAUCUCACCGGAUAUCGCUUUUGGAGAAGAGCCGGUUUAUCCAUUUGUCCAGGAACAAGAAUCCGAUGAGCCUCAUCCAGUGGCUCAAGGAAUAACUGAUGAGAUCCAUCGUGACAAUAUACUGAAGGAAGAAGAAGUAAAAGAUGAAGAGAUGAAAGCAUUGAAGACCAUAGUCCAUGAACUUCAGUACCAGGAGGACGUAAAGGACCAUGUGCUUGUUGAAGGUAGAGCACGAGACGCAACAGACCUGGUCUUUGUUGAAGAACAUGAGUCAAAGAAAAGUUCUGCACAUGAUGAAGAAGGAAACCCUGUUCAUGAAGAGGUAGCUGAACUGAAUGUUACGAACUCCAAAAAUAGCUCGACAAAAGCCACGACAUUGAAGAAAGAGGAGAAGAAUGUAUUUCAAGAAGGUGCAUUGGCUCAUAAGGAGUUCGGAGACAUUCACGAAGAGAGCAAGCAGGAAGAAGACAGGAUUUCCGCUGUUACGCAGGAAGGUGCAAAUCCAAGUGAAAGCAGUCCAUGUGAGAUGAUGGCCACGGUGGUUCAAACUGGGAAAGUUGACGCUUUACAAAAAGCGGAUGAAACAGUUGCCAAAACAUUGGAGAAACCCGAAGAGAGCAUCCUGGUACAUGAGAAUCCUCUGGACCAACAUGGAGGAGAGGAAGUUACUCGCACUUUGGGUAGAAAGGCAUGUGAGGAGCCUGCAUCAACCGAUAUGGCUGCUGUUUCACCGUCCGACCCCCUAAAGGAUCCAUCAGCAACUGAGAAUUUGCAGGUGGCUAUGCCAAUGCACUUUGUGGAGACGAGAGACGCCAUGGACAGCUCAUUAGAAAUGCCAUCUGAGGGAGCAAAGAAAGACGAGGAGAAGGAUGAAGCCAACGAAGACAAGCACAGAAGGCCAAGCCCCGAGCAGGACACUCCUGUCAUGGUGGAGUCCUCCAAAGACAUCGAAGUUAAGGGGCACCACAAGAAGUCUCACAACAUACUGUCGGGUGUCGGGUCCAGGGUCAAGCAUUCUAUAUCGAAGGUGAAGAAAGCCAUUACCGGCAAGUCUUCUCAUUCGAAGUUGCAGUCUCCAAAGCAAAGUUCGUGAUUGCUCAUGGUCAGAAGGAAGAAAUACGAGCCAUCACACUCCCCAGACCCGAGUAUUUGGAAUGCAAUAUUUCGAUGUAAUUAGUUGUUUUAGAUGAUGCGUAUUUGUGCAGCUUGAAUUUUGCGUGACUGUUGUGCGGCUUGAAUGUCUUCUGUCUUGUGUAUAAAAUCACUUGAACAGCUAAGGAAUGUUAUAGAAUGCUUUAUUCGAAUGAUCAA